AUGGGGAGAGAUGAAAAAAUCUGGGGAAAAGAUGCAAAACAAUUUGAUCCUAAAAGAUUUUUAAAUUCAGAGGAUGGUUUAAGGCCAAAUAGAUUCAAGUUUGCUGCUUUUCAUGCUGGACCUAGAAAUUGCGUGGGAGAGCAAUUUGCAACUUUGGAAGCAGUAAUGCUUACAAUAUUGAUUUUGAAAGAAUUUAAAUUUGAGUUAAUGCCUGGGCAAAAAUCACCACCGGAAUUUAAAGAUGCUAUGUUAUUAGUUAUGAAGGAUCCUUUAAUGACUAAA
Messenger RNA from Racocetra fulgida, 282 nucleotides. NCBI's taxonomy places the organism in Eukaryota, Fungi, Glomeromycota, Glomeromycetes, Diversisporales, Gigasporaceae. The record is from the annotation of a GenBank genome assembly.